Laccaria bicolor S238N-H82 is the source of this 2793-nucleotide messenger RNA. RefSeq lists its product as uncharacterized. The record is from RefSeq and is a predicted model, not a curated record. Lineage: Eukaryota; Fungi; Basidiomycota; Agaricomycetes; Agaricales; Hydnangiaceae. Bases 1 to 2793 code for a protein of 930 amino acids. The transcript has a single exon.
AUGUUCGGCAAACAACCUCGGAUCUCUUCUCAGUCCUCCUCAACAUCAGCGACAUCCCUCACACGUCGACUUAACAUAGUCGACGGCAGUAAACAACCCCCCGGUCUACAUAAACCCAUCUCCCAAGCUAUUUCCACUCCUACAGUCGCCACCAGUCCUAUUACGGCUGAAGGUUCGCUGACCACGCCGAAAGAAAACUCAACGAGAGUAUUGAGCAAAGCGGAAGGGAAAAGGACAGAUCGGACAACAUCUCAAUCGAAGGACGAGACGGCGAGAGCUCCUGUAUUCUUCGCCCCUCCUUCCAGUUCCCUUCAAUUUCACUCGUCAAACGAACAACCAUCCUUUAGCGUGAACACUGAUACGGCUUUCGAGAUAGACGUCACAGCUAAUUCAGGAGAAGAGGAGGAGACCCCCUGCGUAUCACAGUUCACACGCAGAGGAAUGGAGAACGGCUACUCCCUCUCUCCAAUGUAUAACUUAUGGUUGGAAUACUGUGACGAGGGAGAAGCCUCGAAGUCGACUCAAUCCAGGGUAGUAUUCUACGCUAUGAAACCGUCUUUAGCUCGAGACGAGGUCAUAGACAGAGGCCCGGAUGCUUCGACUCAGCGAUACAUGGUACAUAAACCUCUUUUCGAGCAAAUAAGCCGUACUGUAAAUGAGCUUCAAGUUUUCAUUCAGCACAUGGCAGGACUCAUAGAAGAACGGAAUGUCUACUUUCAGGUGGACCCAGACGAUGCCAUAUUAGAAAUCCUAGAAGGAGCUGAGACUACUAGUCAAUUACAUGCAGCGUGGCUUGGAUUAACUAGUCGAUUGGGCGCAGCCCAAAAGUUCAUGCUUAAAUACCAACAGGAGUAUCAGAACAUCCAAAUACCAUCUUCUCCGGUAUCUACCAAUCCGGAUAUACAUAAGUACAUCUCAGGACUGCCAGACGUCGACGAGAAGCUACGGAACAUUCACGGUAUGAUUCCCCGUCACGCUCAAAAACUUCCACAAGAUGCACAACGACGACUAACGGAAACGAAGGAGAAAUGGGAAAGUAUCAUCCCUGCUCCCCCUUGGUUAACGACUCCAGCGCAAAAAUCCUCAUCGCCGAUUGCCAACUUUCCAGCUAGGACGAGUUACAAGGCCGCUUCUUCCUUUGCACUACCGGAGGAAGUCGAUCCUCCACCGACAGUGCAAAAGAAGCAACUAACGACGCCUUGGAAAGGAUCGAAAGUCGUUCAGUUCGCUUCCGGAACGGACGAGUUAGAGCUGCCGCAAUCUUCAGCCUUAAUGAGUAGUGGCACGCCGUUCAAGUCUGCCAAGAAUAUGUUCGUACAAGGCGAAGGAAGUAAUCCUGGACCUUUUCCUACCUCCGGACCUAACCGGCAAAUUUCUUUGGACAACUUCCUAUACGGCACCGAUGAAGUUCCAGUCUUUUCCCCAGACGGAAUGCAAUUUUCAGGAUUUGCGUACCCUUCAAUCACGAACUCCACACCUUCAAAUCCACCAACUCAACCUGUCACUUCGACUCCAUGGAACACAGUUCCAGGGCCCGUACGGUCUUUUCACACUAUGCUCUCUCAGAAGCACGAAGAGGCGAAUCCCUCGUCUGGUCAAGGCCUUCUUCAGGCUAGAACUCAGACUACCACGUCGCGGCCUACUACAGAAAGGACAAGCAGAAUUCGUCAAUCGGAUGAAUCAGUUCGAAAUCAAAAGGCUCCCGGUUCAGCGGACGAACACGAAUCCGACCAAGAGCAACCAGGAUAUCCUGGAGGAAGUUCAGGACCGCCCGACAACGAUCCCCCCCCCCCCAACUCUGGUAAUCACAGCUUCUCGAGGAACAAUGAACGACAAGUUGCUAGUCGGAGAUCCCGAGGAAGAUACGGUAGAGGAGGAGGACCACCUGAUCCCCCUUCAUCUUCUUCAAGUUCAUCUAGAACUCGAAGUCGCGCCUCUAGUCGAUCCGAUUGGGACGAAAACCGUCCUCCAGCACCAUACGGAAAUUUCAUCCCUACCGUGAAGACGGAUAUCAAGCUAGAACAAUUGCCGACUUGGGAUGGAAAUCACGACAUGGCCAUCGAGUAUUUCUGGAAGAUUCAGCAAUUAGCCGCGAUGAAAGGUUACUUACCCCAAGCGCUCGGCUAUUGGUUGUGGAUGAAUCUGAAAGAAGAUUCUACGGUACACAUGUGGUUCGCCAUGUGCUCUCAUGAACAACAGGAAUACAUGAGGUCACACUAUGUUGCCUACAUGAGAGGCAUAAAAGAAGGUUAUCUGGGACGUACAUGGCAGAUGAAAAUGAAUGCUACUUACGAGAAUCAGUCUUUCCGGCAAGCAGGGCAUGAGCGAGAAGACCCGGGCAAGUUUAUCAUCCGACGUAUCAUGUACACGCGAAUGCUAGUUAAUGGAGACAUGGGAGGACCAUUAGAAAUUUUCCUCGUGAUGCAGAGGGCUCCUAUAUCAUGGGGUCCCGUAAUCAACAUCGAUAGCAUCCGUUCUUCAAGCAUGUUGUUCUCUAGAGUUACAGAACACUCGCGGGCAUUAAUACAUACUUCUAGAAUAGAGAAUUCGCAAGUCGUCACAGCGGACAACCUGGCAUACAUGCUUCGACGGAUAGGGAUUUCCGGAUCGACUGACAGAACGCUAGCUUCGGACCGCGCAACAACCUCUUCAACUCGAUUUAACAAAAGAGCAAAUGUUACGGAGCUAACGGCAGAUCCAGUCGACGAUUCUGCUGCUACGCUCCCCAUUCCCUCCCUUGUAGACGAGAGUAUUCUGAAAGAGGUAUACCAAGUCCUACAAAAACGUCAAUGA